Molecule: messenger RNA, 1363 nt
Organism: Cornus florida
Lineage: Eukaryota; Viridiplantae; Streptophyta; Magnoliopsida; Cornales; Cornaceae
Exons: 6
Coding region: 92-940 (282 amino acids)
Source: RefSeq, a predicted model, not a curated record
CUCUAUCCCACCUCAAUCCCGUCUUGUUAUCAUCUCUCUCAUAGUCGUCAUCACAUCUGUAUCGGAAUCAGGAAAUUGCAGAGACCGAACCAUGGAUCUCUGGCAAAAAGCUCGAACGUUCGCCGAAGAAGCCGCCAAGCGAUCUCAAGAGCUCACCAAAGAAGCCGCCAAACGCUCUCAGGACCUCACCAUCGGCUCCUCCAAGAUAUCCGACAUUGUCUCGGAGGCGUCGAAGCGGUCCAAGGAGAUCGCAGCCGAGGCGUCCAAGCGAGCCGAUCAGUUCAAGGUCGAGGCGUCCAAGCGAGCCGAGGAGAUCAAGGUCGAGGCACUGAAGCGAGCCGAGGAGAUCAAGCGAUCGGGCGCUCUUUCGUCGCUUGUCGAGCCUUCCGCGGAGGCGGCGGAGGUGGCGGAUCUGGAGAAGUUUGGGGUUACGGAUGAUUUGAGGGAGUUCGUGAAGGAGAUUACAAUGAAUACGUUUGAGGAUUUUCCACUGGAAGAUGAUUCAGAAAUGUCAAAUAUUCCCACAGUCUCAAAUGUUCGGCAGGAUCUUACUGAGUGGCAAGAAAGACAUGCCAAACUUGUACUCUCGACAGUCAAGGAAAUCUCAAAGUUGAGAUAUCAGUUAUGCCCGCGUGUGAUGAAAGAAAGGAAGUUUUGGAGGAUAUAUUUUAUUCUAGUCAACAGUCAUGUGGCUCCGUAUGAAAAACGCCACAUGGAAGAGGCAAAGGUAAAAUCUGAUGAACAAGUGAAAGAUGAUGCAGUGAAGGAAACUUCCACCGUUGGGACAACUUCUAAAACAGAGGUAAAGGGAGUGGACAAGAAAAGCAAGACCUCUGAACAGGACUUGGAUGUAUUUCUGUUGGGAGACCUUGGUGAUAGUGAUGAGGGGCCAGAUGAUGGAAAUGACGGCUUUGAUGAUGAUGAUUUUGAUAAGAUAUAGCUUGGUAUCUUCGGGAAGACAAAAAAGGGAACAAGUGAAGGACAUUACCAGUGGCUGCAUAAUAGAUCAACCCUGCCCCGGUUGGAUAGAAGUAAUGGCACGUUGAGAAAUGGAGAAAAAGACCCAACAUGGGAAUUGGGAAACCAACUGCUAUUAUUUCAAAACUUGUAACAGUUUAUUCCUAUUGUUCCCCUUUACUGUGUUCCUUGUAAUUUUUUCCAAUUUUUUAUUUUUAUUUUUUUAUUGACUUUACUUUUUUCUCUCUUUGUUUAAUAUAUUAAAAGGGGAUGGGAUGGGAUGGUUGGUGUUGUAAAGUUAUCAAUUAGCUUCUUUAAUUUGGAUUAAAUGUUACCCGUCUUUUCUAUGAUCAUUUACGGAAUGCUGGCUUCUUAUAUUAUCAAUUCUUUGCCAGAUUCAUUUGUU